AUGGGCGCGCAGAAGAAAGGCUCGAGCAGGGUUUCGGAGGACGCCGAGGAGCUGGCUCGGAAUCCACUUCAGGCCAUUCUCUUGGCCGAUAGCUUCGCCACCAAGUUCCGUCCCAUCACCCUCGAGCGCCCUAAAGUGCUUCUGCCGUUGGUGAACGUUCCGAUGAUCGACUACACGCUCGCUUGGCUGGAAUCGGCUGGCGUCGAGGAAGUUUUCAUUUUCUGCUGUGCGCAUUCGAGGCAGGUCAUGGAUUACUUGGAGAGCUCGGGAUGGCACAAGCAGCCUAACUUCACCGUCGCCAUGAUCGAGUCGAACAAUUCGAUUAGCGCCGGUGAUGCUUUAAGGUUGAUAUACGAGCGCAAUGUGAUACAUGGGGACUUUGUCCUAGUCAGUGGGGAUACAGUGAGCAACAUGUCACUGACUCACGCGGUAAAAGAACACAAGGAGAGAAGAAAGAAGGACAAUAACGCAGUCAUGACCAUGGUCAUCAAGAAAUCAAAGCCUUCUCCAGUCAUCCACCAGUCGCGUCUAGGUACUGAUGAGCUGUUUAUGGCCAUUGAUCCUGAUACAAAUCAACUUCUCUGCUACGAGGAGAGAGGAGAGCACCCGAGAGGAGCUAUAUCUCUUGAAAAUUCGUUACUUGCUGAUAAUCCUUCUAUCUCGCUUCAUAAUGAUAAGCAGGAUUGCUAUAUAGAUAUAUGCUCCCAAGAGGUGCUGAGUUUGUUUACGGACAAUUUUGACUAUCAACAUCUUCGUCGUCAUUUUGUGAAAGGCUUGCUGGUUGAUGAUAUAAUGGGGUACAAAAUAUUUACUCAUGAAAUUCACUCUAGCUAUGCGGCUAGGAUUGAUAACUAUAGAAGCUAUGACACAAUCAGUAAAGAUAUCAUUCAGAGGUGGACAUACCCGUUUGUGCCAGAUGUGAGAUUUUCUGCAAAUUGCACGACUAAACUUGAAAGAGAGGGGAUGUACAAGGCACCAGAAAUACAACAGUCACGGUCAGCUCAUAUUGGGCCAUUUACUGUUAUUGGAAAAGGGACCAGAAUUGGGGAUGAUUCAAGAAUCACUCAUUCUGUUAUUGGAGAAGGAUGUACUAUUGGAUCUAAUGUUUCAAUAGUGGGUUCAUACAUAUGGAACAAUGUUACCAUUGAGGAUGGUUGUGAGCUGCGACAUGCAAUAGUAUGUGACGGUGUGAUUAUAAAAGCAGCUGCGACUUUGGAACCUGGGGUUGUACUGUCUUUCAAGGUUGUAAUUGGAAGAGAAUUUGUUGUUCCUGCCUACUCGAAAGUGUCUCUGUUUCAGCAGCCAACUGCUCAGGAUAGUGAUGAAGAGUUGGAGUACGCUGAUAGCAGCAGUGGAGCAAUAGAUCCAUCCAUUGCAGAUGCUGGUAACAAGUUGAAUGGGGAUAUAGUAUCUGAAUCAUCUCAAAUGCAAGAUUGGUCUACUUCGCAGCUUGGACCUGGUGGUGCUGGUUUUAUUUGGUCAGCUUGUGAUGGAGGUUGUGAGGAAGAGUGGAGGCACUCUGUUGCACCCAUUCCUACAGAUAAGCUUGCCAAGGCAUUGCUAGCCAUAGAGGAGGAUUUGGAGAUCGUAAAAGUUAGCGACAGUGCUCUUACACCUUCUGGAGAGCUGGAACCUGGGUCUGACGACGAUGACUCUGAUAAUAUGGAUGACUCCAAUGUUGACACUGUUGAUUUUGAGAAAGAGGCUGAAGCAACCUUUUUGAGGGCUGCCCAGGACAAUAUUGCAGUCGAUGAUUUGAUCCUUGAAAUGAACUCACUACGGUUAUCAUACAACAAGUCUGCUGGGGACUGUACCGGAGCCUUAUUUUAUCCAAUGAUGAAACUGGCUUUGGAAUCUCCGCACAACACAGCUGUUGAAUUGCAAAAGAACGUCGCUAGUGUUGUGAGCAAGUGGCACAAACUAUUUGAGGUUCUUGCUAAAGAAGUAGAUGACCAGAUUGAACUGAUAAUGAAAUUCGAAGAAAUGUGUCUCGAGUCUACCAAGGAGUUUGCUCCAAUUUUCUCCCAGAUUUUGUAUCUUCUAUAUGAAAGAGAGAUCAUAGGAGAGGAGGCCAUUUUGAGGUGGGACGACGAGCGAAAAGAUGCAGAUGAAUCUGACAGGGUUUUCGUGAAACAAUCAGAGAAGUUCAUUCAAUGGUUGAGGGAAGCGGAUGAGGAAGAAGACUGA
Messenger RNA from Linum trigynum, 2187 nucleotides. Lineage: Eukaryota; Viridiplantae; Streptophyta; Magnoliopsida; Malpighiales; Linaceae. The record is from the annotation of a GenBank genome assembly.